AUGUCGAAGCUUUUCGUUGGCGGUUUGGCCUGGGCCACUACUGAUGACAGCCUGCGUCAGGGUUUCGAGCAGUUCGGUCAGGUCACCGAUGCUAUCGUCCUGAAGGACCGUGAAACCGGUCGCUCCCGCGGCUUCGGCUUCGUUACCUUCGCUUCCGACGAUGAGGCCACCGCUGCCAUGAACGCCAUGAACGACCAGGAGUUCGAGGGCAGGAGACUUCGCGUUGACAAGGCUGCUGAGCGUCCUCCCAGAUACUAG
Messenger RNA from Penicillium maclennaniae, 258 nucleotides. Its product is annotated as RNA recognition motif domain-containing protein. Gene Ontology annotation, molecular function: RNA binding. The record is from RefSeq and is a predicted model, not a curated record. Lineage: Eukaryota; Fungi; Ascomycota; Eurotiomycetes; Eurotiales; Aspergillaceae. The transcript is spliced from 4 exons. The coding region runs from base 1 to 258 and encodes 85 amino acids.